AUAACAUUUGGCAAUAGAAAAAUCCCAAUUUAGCGAGAGAAGAGAAGCUGAAAGUACCUGCAAUGGAAACCAAUGCUGCCGGAGCUACAAAGAAUAAUCGCUUGUAUGAGGAAUUUGAACCCUACUGCAAAUGGCUUACAAAGGAAGGACAAAAGAUUCUUGACAUUGAUUUGAAAGGUUUCAAGAAGGAGCAACUUAAGGUUCAAACCAACAACAGAGGAGUCCUCACAAUUUAUGGAGAAAGGCCUCUAGGGGGUGCAUCAAGCACUAAGUGGAGCCGUUUCCACAAAGAAAUCAGGAUCUCAAAGGACUGUGAUGUGAAUGGGGUCCAAGCAAAGUUUUCUCAUGGGACUCUUUCAAUUGUUAUACCUAAAAAAAGUUCACCCAUUCAACAAGCAAAAGGUGAAGCCAUGGAGAAGUAUUCUAUUUCCAAGGUAGAAACAAGAAAGAGAACAGCAAUUAAAGUUGCAAUUGGAUUGUUGGCGGUGGUGGCACUUGGGACUUAUAUAGCACGGCUAGUAGUAAAUAGAAAUCCUCAUGGUGCUGUUGAGUAAGUUGAUGUUGUGAAUGUUUAAUUUGAACACUAUUCAAUAAGUUAAGACUAUGAAAGCUGAAAAUGAAAGGGGCAAAAAUCAGAUUCAUGCUAGUGCAUAGGCUUUGAGAAGAUUUUCUGUGGUGGUGAGAAAAUAAGCAAGGUGCCCAUAUUUUAUAUCUUCUUGUAACAUAUCUUGGAAGAAAAAUGAAGACAGAUUAAGAUCACCUAAUUA
Lotus japonicus is the source of this 767-nucleotide messenger RNA. Its product is annotated as inactive protein RESTRICTED TEV MOVEMENT 2-like. The coding region runs from base 63 to 554 and encodes 163 amino acids. NCBI's taxonomy places the organism in Eukaryota, Viridiplantae, Streptophyta, Magnoliopsida, Fabales, Fabaceae. The transcript has 2 exons. The record is from RefSeq and is a predicted model, not a curated record.